This is a messenger RNA of Syngnathus typhle (broad-nosed pipefish), 779 nucleotides long. It is a transcript of the gene iqcc, whose product is annotated as IQ motif containing C. Gene Ontology annotation, molecular function: protein binding. Bases 40 to 663 code for a protein of 207 amino acids. The record is from RefSeq and is a predicted model, not a curated record. Lineage: Eukaryota; Metazoa; Chordata; Actinopteri; Syngnathiformes; Syngnathidae. The transcript has 5 exons.
AGCUCCCGCUAUCCACCGGCAAGUCAUGUUACCAUAGUGAUGCACGGGCUUGACUGGGAGCGUACACUUGUUCGUUUGCAGGCUCACGCACGCGGGCAUUUGGUGAGAGCUGAGCUGCGUCAUGCACGGGUGGACUUUGAGGAGGUCGUGAAAGAGAUAGAUGGCACUUUAGCCCACUUGGGGUGGAGGGAUGCCAUCAUCCCCACCCCCUACUUCACAGGCACGGAUGAGCCCCUCCCCAGGAAAGUUCCAGGAUCAGCUGUUGGAGCCCGCUCGCAGAAUCUAGGAGCGGGAGACGUAGUGCCGUUGUCUGAAGCGAGUAGUCAUCGUCUGCAGGCAACGGAAGUGCAGAAAUACGACUCAGGGGUUAAACAACAAACUGAGGGGUGUUUACAAAGCAGCCAUGUUCUUGAGGCAGGUCCGUACAUGAACUCUGAGGAGGUCCCGGAGAGCACAUUGGACUCCACCUCCAUCUGGAGUAGCAUGGAUAGUCUUCCUCUUAAAGGUUCGCCACGGGACCGCUUGGCCCAGGUGGUGCCUGCUACUCCGGAGACCCUGCGUUGCCAUAGAGACGCCCUGACCAUGGAGCUGCUGUGGCUGCAGCAGGCCAUUGACAGCAGGAAAAAGUACUUGACUCUGAAGGACAAACUGAGCAUGCACUGAAGUGGACCUGCAUAUUAAUACGCCGUCAAUGAAUUGUCGACGCAAUUCUUAAACUGAAAGGCCAAUUGUAUAUUUUGCAUUGUUUUGUAAAAGAGUGAAUAAACAUAUUUUCUUAC